CAAUUAAACUCACCCAACUGAGACAAUCAGCAGCUAAAAAGUGACGAACUUUUUUAAAACCCAACCGAAAAGUUAGAAGAACACGACAAUCGACCAAGAAAUUACAACACAAAAGACAUUUAAAUGUGAAUUAAUUAAAAUACAAUGAAAUAAACUGUUAGACAAUUGUGAGGAGUCGUUAUAAACUAAGUGAUAGCUGUUAUAGUAUCCAAAGCAGUAGCUCAAUGUAGAAAAAUUGCAAAAUUUAACGGAAACUUCGAGUUAAAUUAAGAAAAUUCUAGAAAAUCAAUUCUAAUUUGGGACAAAUCUUUUCAACUGUGUAACUUACACACGUAUCGUCAAUUAUAUAAUAAUGACAUCUACAAUGAGCAUCAUCUACCAAAAGUCCAACCAACUCCCAAUCAAAAUUGAGUCAGAAAGCGACGACAAUAUCGAAAAUUCAUCACAAAAUAUCAUGAUUGUGCGCAAAAAGAUGAAAGAAAAUCAAAUGACAUCAAUGCCCGAACAAUUUUUAUUAGAAGCAAAGCAAGUUCUCGGACAGAUUUCAAUGAAUCACCAAAAGGAGCCAGCAGCAAAGAAGCGAAGAAUUUCAGACGGCAUGAGCACAAAGGUGAAGCCAGCACCGGCAGUUUCUGUUGCAAGACGUAAUGCAAGAGAAAGAAAUCGUGUCAAGCAAGUUAACAAUGGAUUUUCAAUGCUGCGUGAUCAUAUUCCACCAGAAAUUGCUGACAACUAUGAACAAGCUGGACGUGGAAGUGCAAAAAAGCUGAGCAAAGUUGAAACACUCAGAAUGGCUGUAGAAUAUAUCAGAAGUCUUGAACAAAUGCUUGCAUUGGACACAUCUAAUGAUUCUGAGUCAAUGACUUCACAUUACAAUAACACAACAUUCUCAAAUAUAUCAUCAAUAUCUGAAACAUCCCUGCCUGCAACUCCACCACCUGAAAGUCAACAACCAUUCUUCUAUGCACUUAAACCACAUAGUGGUGUGAUGGAAACACAAAUAACAAUUAUAGGUGGCCAACAAUACAUCAGAAUUCCAGGCACAAACACAUUCCAACUAGUCACUCAUGAUAUUUUCGAAAAUGAGGAGAAUAUCCAUCCAAAUACAGAAUUUACAACAAUACAAAUUCAUCCACCAUCAUCGCCAACGACACAAUUAAAUAACAACAACAAUAAUAGCAAUAAUUUAAUGGGCUCAACGUUGAAUUUUGUAAAUGAAAUAAAUUCAAGCACGAGCGUAAUUAAUACAACGACAGAAACACCUGCAGGAUCGAUCUCACCGUACAGUGGACAUUCAUCACUUUCACCUGCUCCAUCGCAUGGCACCGAUAACAUCAGUAACAAUAAUAUAAUUAUGGAAGAUGGACAUCUUUCGUGUUUGACUAAUACUAGCGUUGCCUCGCUUGAAAAUGAUCAAAAAUUGCCUUAUUCUGAUCAGUUGCUGAUGCAUUGCACGGCUACAGACACGAGUCACUAUGAGAAUCUUAUAUUGAAGCAGGAGAUCAUUGAUGAUGAUGGAAUUUUUGAUGACAAUUCAUUAAGUAAUGAGAAUAUGAUUGAUGCUAUGCAAUGGUGGGAGCAGCAGCAGAGUUUAAGUCAAAGUGGGUCGUCUUAGGCUGUUUAAUUGGGUGGGGAAGGGUUGGGGACGUAUUUUGGUUAAAUUUGUCAGAAUUUUUUGUCAAGUAAUCGUCAAUUCAAGGAAAUAGUAAGCAUGAGUUCUUAAACCCCUUACAAAACUUUGUCAGAUUCAGCUUAACCUCGAAAAUUGCAACAUAAUCUAUUCACAAUUCAAACCCCUUUACAAGUUUCUUAACCGCCUUAAAAGUUCUGACAAAUUUCACCCCAAGGACACCAGCCACUCAAAAUUUAUUCUGUAUUUUUAUGUAAAAAUUUCAUUUGUUUUUUCUUCUUUUCCUUCUUUUUUUUUUGGCUACCUAAAUGUGUUAUUUUCAUAACGUAUACGCUC
Messenger RNA from Chironomus riparius, 1966 nucleotides. The record is from the annotation of a GenBank genome assembly. NCBI's taxonomy places the organism in Eukaryota, Metazoa, Arthropoda, Insecta, Diptera, Chironomidae.